AUGGUAUGCGGAAGGUGUGUGAGUUCUAUUUUUGUUCGAGCUGGAAUUUUGAACAGGAGAUUUCGAUUCGACUUUGUUGGGAAGGGUUUGUUGCCUAGAGUUGUUCCGGAAGUUGCUGUUUAUUUUCCGAAUCGGGUGUUUAAGAGGUAUCUAGGGAUGAUGGUUGAUACAGGCUCUAUGUCGACUAGGGCUGGUCCGUCUAUGGAUACGGCGUCGCAGAAAGAUGAUGAUUCUGCUCGGUCCGGUUUUGUUACCGGUGGAUGUAAGAGUGAAGAUGAAAGACUUGUCUGUGGGUAUUCAAGCUUUAGGGGGAAGAGAGUGACCAUGGAAGAUUUCUAUGAUGUUAAGACAUCAAUCAUUGACGGUCGUUCAGUGAGCUUAUUUGGAAUAUUUGACGGUCAUGGUGGUUCUCGUGCUGCUGAGUAUUUGAAGGAUCAUCUAUUUGAAAAUCUCACGAAGCAUCCAAAGUUUUUGACGGAUACCAAAUUGGCUAUAAGUGAAACAUAUCAGCAAACCGAUGCUGAGUUUCUGGACUCUGUAAAAGAUAAUUUCCGGGAUGAUGGUUCUACUGCUUCAACAGCUGUUUUGGUCGAUAACCAUCUUUAUGUUGCUAAUGUUGGAGAUUCUAGAACUGUAAUAUCAAAAGCUGGAAAAGCAAUUGCUCUCUCUGAGGAUCAUAAGCCUAAUAGAAGUGACGAGCGGAAGAGAAUUGAGAAUGCUGGGGGUGUUGUCAUGUGGGCAGGUACUUGGAGGGUUGGAGGGGUGCUAGCAAUGUCUCGUGCAUUUGGCAACCGUAUGCUGAAGCCGUUUGUUGUAGCUGAACCUGAGAUCCAGGAGCAGAAAAUAGAUGAAGAUACCGAGGUGCUUGUUCUUGCAAGUGAUGGACUCUGGGAUGUAGUACAGAAUGAUGAUGCUGUUUCUAUUGCACGGGCAGAAGAGGCAGCCGAGGCAGCUGCUCGGAAGUUAACAGAAGCCGCAUUUAAUCGCGAUCCAGCUAGCAGUCAGCAUGCAUGA
Molecule: messenger RNA, 1014 nt
Organism: Vicia faba (fava bean)
Lineage: Eukaryota; Viridiplantae; Streptophyta; Magnoliopsida; Fabales; Fabaceae
Source: the annotation of a GenBank genome assembly